Messenger RNA from Cygnus olor (mute swan), 3757 nucleotides. RefSeq names its product neuronal guanine nucleotide exchange factor (gene NGEF). The transcript has 15 exons. Lineage: Eukaryota; Metazoa; Chordata; Aves; Anseriformes; Anatidae. Gene Ontology annotation, biological process: activation of GTPase activity. Gene Ontology annotation, molecular function: guanyl-nucleotide exchange factor activity; protein binding. The coding region runs from base 634 to 2592 and encodes 652 amino acids. The record is from RefSeq and is a predicted model, not a curated record.
UGCUGCAAGGGGAGCAGAGAGGAGACCUGCCCUUCCUCCUGAUUGCCGAGCAUCACGACAUCCAGCGGCUGCUGAGGAGGCCCUCUUCCCUCCUAGCAGCAGGUGCCACUGCAGCAGGAUCAGCACAGGAUGCAGCUUCUUCGUGCAUCUGCAGCAUCGCAGCAUUGGGACAACAGCCAGGAGGACAUCCCUUCUGUCUAGCCAGUGUCAUUGAGGAAGGACAAGCUAGAAGAAAGGCUUCUCUCUUAGCAGCUUACUAGAGCAGCCACAGCAGCGGACCUGCGCUUCUCUCCCGCACGCUCCCUCUCGGUGUUACCACUGCUGAAAACGGAUCUGUUCCAAACAGGGCUUUUUCUUCCGUAUCUGCAACUGUUCAGCAGGACACACUGGGAACGUUUCUUUUCUCCAGUCCACACAACAGGACCUGGGCUCUGAGCAAUAGCUCUUUCUCCACUAUGACUGUAGCAAGUCCAGCUUUUAAAUUCAGCUAGUAUUGUGUAAGCAGCCUUCACCCUCUGCUCCACUGACUCCAUCCCCUCUCCCAGAAACUGGACAGCGGGGGCUUUUACACCAGCCUCAUUUGUAGCAGGAACUUCUUCUGACAGCAUUUGCUGACGUGCAUGGAAACAAGGGAUGGGGUCACUCAGAAACAAUGAGCCAGUCAAAGAGCCCCUGAAUAUGGAUGUUUUGUCUCACAAGGGAUCUCCAUCUCCAGUAGACUCUGAUAAGACAUCUUUAGAAGAACUGUUGAUCCAAAGGCUGCUGCCUUCCUACCCCCGUUACCGUGGCAACCGCCCGGGCUCCCCCAGCCCCGCGCCGCCGCCGCCGGAGCCGCUCGGCAGCCGCCUGCCGCCGUCGGCCAUGGAGCUGCUGGCCGCGGCGCUCAGCGCCGCCUGCGCCCUCGACCAGGACGACUCCGGCAGGGAGCCCCCCGCGGCCGCUGAGGAGAGCCCCGCCGCCGCCGCCCAGGUGCCGCCGCCCGCCCACCCCAUGACGGCCGACUCGUGGAGGAACCUGAUCGAGCACAUCGGGCUCCUGUAUCAAGAAUAUCGAGAUAAAUCUACACGCCAGGAGAUCGAAACCAGACGACUGCAGGAUUCACAGACAGACCCUGAGGAGAGUUCACCCAGUGAGGAAACCCCGUCUGAAACAGAACCUACAAGUACGACCGAGAGCAAAGCUGCACCACAAAUCAAUUUGCUGAGGAACUCCAACUCCAGGUUCAACUUAUGGCAGGAUCUUCCGGAGAUCCGGAGCAGCGGGGUCCUUAGCAUCCUCCAGCCAGAUGAGAUCAAGCUGCAGGAGGCAAUGUUUGAGCUGGUUACUUCCGAAGCCUCGUAUUACAAGAGUCUGAAUCUGCUGGUGUCUCACUUCAUGGAGAACGAACGCCUGAAAAAGAUCUUACACCAGUCUGAGGCACACAUCCUCUUCUCCAAUGUCCUGGACGUCAUGGCUGUCAGUGAGCGCUUCCUGUUGGACCUUGAGCAACGCGUGGAGGAGAAUAUUGUGAUCUCGGAUGUGUGCGAUAUCGUCUACCAGCACACCGUUAAUCACUUCUCUGUGUACAUCACCUACGUCUCCAACCAGACCUACCAGGAGAGAGCUUACAAGCAGCUUCUCCAGGACAAGCCAGCUUUCCGGGAAGUGAUCUCACAGCUGGAGCUGGAUCCCAAGUGCAAAGGCCUGUCCUUUUCUUCCUUCCUGAUUUUGCCAUUUCAAAGGAUCACGCGGCUCAAGCUACUCGUGCAGAAUAUUUUGAAGAAAGUAGAAGAGAAGUCUGAGAGGGAAACCACUGCGCUGGAUGCACAUAAGGAGCUAGAAACAGUGGUGAAAGCGUGUAAUGAAGGUGUCAGGAAGAUGAGCCGAACAGAGCAGAUGAUCAGCAUCCAGAAGAAACUGGAAUUUAAGAUCAAGUCUGUGCCCAUCAUCUCUCACUCCCGCUGGCUGCUGAAACAGGGGGAACUGCAGCAAAUGAAUGGUCCGAAGACAUCGCGAACGCUUCGCACCAAGAAGCUCUUCAGAGAAAUCUACUUGUUCCUUUUCAAUGAUCUGCUGGUAAUUUGCCGGCAAAUUCCUGGGGACAAGUACCAAGUGUUUGACUCGGCGCCACGGGGGCUUCUUCGGGUGGAGGAAUUAGAAGACCAGGGGCAGAGUUUGGCCAACGUCUUCAUCCUGAGGCUGCUCGAGAAUGCAGACGACCGGGAGGCCAGCUACAUGCUGAAGGCAUCAUCCCAGAGCGAGAUGAAGCGCUGGAUGAUUUCGCUGGCCCCAAACCGAAGAACCAAGUUUGUUUCCUUUACAUCCAGGCUUGUUGACUGCCCGCAGAUCCAGUGCGUGCACCCCUACGUGGCCCAGCAGCCGGAUGAGCUGUCCUUAGAGUUGGCCGACGUCCUCAACAUCCUGGACAAGACGGACGAUGGCUGGAUCUUUGGGGAGCGUCUUCACGAUCAGGAGAGGGGCUGGUUCCCCAGUUCUAUGGGGGAGGAGAUCCUGAACCCCAAAAUCCGAGCCCAGAACUUGAAGGAGUGUUUCCGGGUGCACAAGUCGGAUGACAGUCAGCGGAGGAAACUGGGCAGCAGGAACCGCCAAUGACCGCUGGCAGACCCGAGCGGCUGGAGCGCAGCUGGGAGGGGGCAAAGGACAGAGGCUGCCGUCUGGGAGGGGACAGUGGUGCAGGACCUGGCGCGCCAGACCAAGCGCGCACACCCCUGGAUAAAUGGGCCACAGUCGCUGGGCUGCCCGCCACGCUUUCUGCAGCGCUGAUCCUUCCCUGGAGCCCAGUGCUUCCAACUGGCUAACAGAACACCUUUCCAAAGAGCAUGAGCCCAAACUGACACAACACGAGGUGCCAGCCAGCUGAGCAGCGAGGGAACCAGGGGCUGAGGGAGGUUCUGCCUUGACCCCCAAUUCCCUGCACAUGUUCCAGCUGGAGCUGGCUCAGGCUGCCUGGGAAGGGCACAUGGAGCAGACAGAACGCAGCAAUUAGCACCACCCAUUUGAGCACUUCCAGCUCAUCACUACCUUCUGAGUUAGAGGCUUUCCUAAAGCUGCCUCUUACAGGCAUGGAAGCUGAAGCAGAGGAGCUGUCUCUCAUCCUCUCACACAGCCCGUUAGCACCAGGGCUGGGAAGAGCCCCAGGAAUCCCAUUUCCCCAGCCCCAGCGGCUUCACAGCAGCACCUUCCCCCGGCAGACCCUCGAUCCACUUCCAGAUGCUGUGAACACAGCCCCGUUCCACCAGCAGCCUGACCUCAAAUGCCCCGACCCACGCCCCUGCCACCUGAAGGCCUCGGAACACACCUGGGUCCUGCUCCACAGCUCAUUUCUCUUCUACAGCUGGCAGCCCCUCCGCAGCGCUGCUGCAGAAGCCAGCACCGGCGCCUUCGCCAGCUGAGCCGGUGCUCACAGGAGGCCAGCGCCUGCAUACGGUCUGCGCUGCCCAGCGCCGCCCCACCACGUGCUGCAGGGCUCCGGGAGCACCAGCAGAGCCGGGCGCCGUGCAGCAGGCAGGUGACGGUCCCCCGGGAGCUGUUGUCACACGGCGCGCUGCAGGAGGCCCAGCGAUCACACCUGCAUGCUUGUACCCCACUCCUCCCAGCUGUGCACACAGCCUCUCUGUACAGGCUCACCCCCGUGUAUAUACGCAAACCCCGUCGCCUGCAGAGCCAGGUCACCACUCCUUCCAGCUGUGACACUGAGCAUCGCAUGGAGCCCAGGGCACAGCAUCAAGAGCAGCCAGGGGACAAACCCAGCACGAAG